Messenger RNA from Caenorhabditis elegans, 2551 nucleotides. RefSeq names its product Calpain catalytic domain-containing protein (gene clp-2). The record is from RefSeq and is marked reviewed. NCBI's taxonomy places the organism in Eukaryota, Metazoa, Nematoda, Chromadorea, Rhabditida, Rhabditidae. The transcript is spliced from 11 exons. Gene Ontology annotation, molecular function: peptidase activity; cysteine-type peptidase activity; calcium-dependent cysteine-type endopeptidase activity. The coding region runs from base 10 to 2427 and encodes 805 amino acids. Gene Ontology annotation, biological process: proteolysis.
UUUCAGCGUAUGGAUGAAAAGGCAACACAAUCCGCGUUCGAAUUAUCACAAAAAGCCGUAUAUUAUGAUCAGGGUAAAAAGUAUGAAGAAGCGAUUUUCUGUUAUACCGAGGCUGGAAAUCAGUUGCUCAGAUUAGUUCAGGAAAAGAAAUGUCUGCCAAUUUUUCGAAAAAAUGUAAUGGAAUGCAUAAAUCGAGCAGAAUUCCUAAAAUCAAAUAUCCAGAACCUUCAACAACAAUAUCCUCCAACAACAGAUGACAUAGCGCAUAAUGUUGAAUAUUUGAUGGUGAAAGCCGCAGUAUUUCAAAACUACGAAAACCAAGUGGAUGAAGCUCGACAAGUAUACGAGAACGUUGUAGAGCAAUGCCUUGGAGCUUCAAGAAAUCGAACUCUUCCACAGGAAACAUUAAAAAGACUAAGAUCCACCGCCGAAAAUGCAUUAAAGUGUAUAGAAGAUCUUGUAGCUUUGAAAAAGAAAGUCACAGAGGUGGAAUUGCUUUUUCCAGAAGUACCAGUAGAUGAUCUUUCAAAUUUAAAUUUCAAUAAUCAACCGUCUCCUUCCACUCCAUCAAAUCAGCCAUUUAAAUCUCCAACUCGGAAUUUUCCUCCUUCUCCAUCGAAUUCUCAAAAAUUCACAAAGGAAGAACUGGCAGUCUUGUUCACAACUUCGAAUAUUAACAACAAACUUUAUGUUCCAUUUCACAAUUACGACAAAGUGAAUGAAUUCAAAGGUCAACAAGGCAAAUUCACGGAUCCUGAAGGGAAAAUUAGUUUAACACAAAAACAGAGGAUGAAGUUAAAAUGCUGGAAACGGGUUAGUGAAUUAUUCGAAAAUCCAACGAUAAUCUUCUCAAUUGAUUGCCACACAAUAAAACAAACGGUUAUCUCUGAUUGCUCAUUCAUCUCUUCUCUGUCUAUUGCCGCUCUUUAUGAAAAACGGUUCAAAAAGCAACUUGUAACAAGUAUAAUCUUCCCACAAGAUGCUAAUGGAAAACCAAUUUACAAUCCUGCUGGAAAAUACAUGUUCAAAUUUCACCUGAAUGGUGCAUGGCGGAAAGUUUUAAUUGAUGAUUAUUUCCCAGUUGACGAGAAUAAUCGAAUGAUGUGCUCACAAACAGAGAAUAAAGGAGAACUUUGGGUUUCACUUUUAGAGAAAGCUUAUAUGAAAGUUAUGGGAGGAUAUGACUUUCCUGGAUCUAAUUCGAAUAUUGACCUAAAUGCUCUAACCGGCUGGAUUCCUGAAAGAAUUGAAUUGUCCGAUACUUCGAAGGCAGAUCCGGACGAAGUUUUUCGUAAGCUCUUCGACAGAUUUCAUCGUGGAGAUUGCCUUAUCACAUUGGCAACUGGAAAAAUGACAGAAGACAUGCAAAAGCGAUCAGGACUCGUUGAAACACAUGCUUAUGCUGUGAUAGAUAUACGUUGUGUUGAGACAAAACGCUUACUCAAAGUGAAGAACCCGUGGACACAUUCAAGAUGGAAGGGAAAUUUCUCAGAUAAGGAUAAAGUCAAUUGGACUGCCAAAAUGAAAAAUGCUUUGGCUUUCGAUCCGGAAGUAGCAGCGGAGAAAGAUGAUGGAAUCUUUUGGAUUGAUUAUGAAUCUGUUCGUCACUUCUUUGAUGUGAUCUAUGUCAACUGGAAUGCUGAUCUCUUUCCAUUCAAAUCUGUAUAUCAUGCCACGUGGACACAAGACACUGGACCGAUUCGAGAUGUUUACACAGUUGGAGAGAAUCCUCAAUACACGCUAACAGUGAAUUUGAAUCAGAAAGCUGCAGCUGUGUGGAUUCUAUUAACAAGGCAUAUCACUGCGAUCGACGAUUUUGCUGUGAACAAAGAGUUUAUCACUCUUAUUGUGUAUGAAACUGGGCAAAAGAUCUAUAUACCAAGCAACCCGCAACCAAUAUCCGACGGUGUUCGUAUCAAUAGUCCAUUGUAUUUAUGUCAACUCUCGAAUAAAAAACCAGGAAUUACCAAAUACACGUUGGUUGUUGCUCAGUAUGAGAAAACCAAUACAAUCAACUAUUCUCUUCGUGUAUUUUCAACAACUGAUGUUAAAUUAGAACCUGUACAGCUUCCCUAUUCAAUUUCCAAAACUACUCGUGGAAACUGGGAUGGCUCUGAUAAAUACCCUAUCAUGAAACUCACACUUCACUCAAAGUCAGAUGAAAUCGCUUUAUUUAUGGAAUUAAAAGCUCCAAAACAGUUUUGUGUCGCUUUGGAAAUGAAACAAAACUCAUCAGAUCGAACUGUUUUCUUGGAAACGAAAAGUUCGGGAGCAUAUCGACCUGGAUACACUGUUCUCACACUGGAAAAAGUUCCAGCAGGAAAGUAUUACGUGAAAAUUUCAACUUAUACGGCAGGCGACAAAGGCCCCUUCAUCCUCCGAAUCGAUUCUACUUGCAAAUUUGACCUCGAGCCCAUUAAACUGUGAAUAUAUAUAUCAAUCUAAUCUCGCACGGUGUCUUUUCAAUUACAACAUUUUUAUCUUCAUCUUUUUUUAAAAUUAGAACUCGGGUUGUAUUUUUAAUUGCCAUUGUAUAAAUUUUUGUAAUUUU